Molecule: messenger RNA, 5636 nt
Organism: Zea mays
Lineage: Eukaryota; Viridiplantae; Streptophyta; Magnoliopsida; Poales; Poaceae
Product: protein SHOOT GRAVITROPISM 6
Exons: 51
Coding region: 194-5431 (1745 amino acids)
Cellular component (GO): cytoplasm
Source: RefSeq, a predicted model, not a curated record
UCCUUCCUAUUCUCCUCGUCAUCUUCCUGCUGCGCGUCCCUGCCAGCACAGCGCCGCCUCCCCUAACGGCCCCACCAUCUCCUCACAUCGUUAUCGUGUCACGGCCUCUCGGCCUCGCGCCCUUCUGAGCUGUCGUCGUCUCCCCCUCUCUCGCUCGGCUGUCGCCGCGGAUCUCCCUGCGUCGGCCGCAACGAUGGCCUCCUCAUCCGCCGCGGCGUCGGCCGCCGCCCUAGAGGCCGUGCAGGUGCUCGUCGCCUCGCUCGCCGAUGACUCCCCAGUCGCCCGUGACGCCGCGCUCGCUGCCCUCCGCGACAUCGCGCCGUUGAACCCGAUGCUCAUCCUCGACUGCUGCGCCACCGUCUCCCGUGGCGGACGUCGGCGGUUUGGCAACAUGGCUGGGGUUUUUCUUGUCAUGGCAUCUGCAGUCAGGGCUCUCGAUCACUCUGACGCCGAGAGCGAGUUCCUCCGGAAAAUCGCGAAGAUUGCAACUGCUGAGAUUGUUACCUCAAAGGAAUUCAAUGUUGAUUGGCAAAGAGCAGCUGCUUGUCUUCUGGUUGCUAUAGGUUCACAUGAUCCAGACUUGAUGAUGGGGGAAAUUUUUCUUCACUUCUCUGGACCAACUUCUGCUCUGCCAGCCAUGUUACAAAUACUUGCAGAUUUUGCGUCUUCUGAAGCUUUGCAGUUCACCCCACGGUUGAAGGACGUGCUUUUGCGUGUUUUACCUAUCCUAGGAAGUGUGCGAGAUGGCCAACGGCCUGUUUUUGCGAAUGCAUUCAAGUGUUGGUGCCAGGCUGCAUGGCAGUACCUGGGAGAUGCCCCCUCUGAGCUUCCUCUUGAUAACGAUGUUAUGUCCUUCAUGAAUUCAGUAUUUGAGUUACUUAUAAAAGUAUGGACAGGCUCACGUGAUCUAAAGGUGAGGUCGUCCUCUGUGGAGGCUUUGGGUGAAAUGGUUGGCCUGGUCACUAGGUCACAGUUGAAAUCAGCACUGCCAAGGAUUGUACCAACAAUGCUGGAUCUAUGUAAGAAAGAUCAAGAAGUUGCUUUUGUUGCAUCCCACAGUCUUCACAACCUUCUUAAUGCAUCAUUGUUGUCUCAUAGUGGCCCCCCUUUACUUGAUUUUGAGGAGCUUACUGUUAUCUUAGUUACGCUUCUUCCUUUAGUAUCUGCCAAUAACAACAAAGAUGAGCAUUAUGUUUCAAAGGGACUGAAGACAUACAAUGAGCUCCAGCAUUGCUUUUUGGUAAUUGGUUUAGCAUAUCCUGAAGAUCUUUGCAUGUUCCUUUUGAGUAAAUGCAAAUCAAAAGAUGAAGCAUCUAUUGUUGGAGCGCUUAGCACAAUCAAACACCUAUUGCCCAGAUUGUUGGAAUCAUGGCAUACUAAACAAGCACCACUGGUUGAAAUCAUGAAAUCACUUCUAGAGCAACAGAGCUUGGGUAUUCGUAUGGCGCUAGCUGAGCUAAUUGUUGUUAUGGCUUCACACUGCUAUUUAAGUGGACAUCCUGCUGAGUUGGCAGUUGAGUUCCUGCUGCGGCAUAGUGCUAUAACUGAUGCCGAUCUAAAUGACCUCGGCACUCUGAGAAAUGAGUACUUCCAGGACAAAAGAUUUGAGAUGAAAGUAAGUCUUGCUGGCUUAUCAGAACUAAGAGCUGUGUGUGAAAAGGGUCUACUUUUGCUAGCAAUCACCAUUCCUGAAAUGGAGCUUGUUCUAUGGCCGUUCAUCUUGAAGUUGAUAAUCCCAAAGAAGUAUACGGGUGCAGUAGCUACGGUCUGCAAAUGCAUAACUGAAUUGUGCAGGCAUAAAUUUUCACAUACAAACCCACUAUAUACUGAAUUUAAUGCCUCCAACGAAACCCCCAAUCCUGAGGAUUUGUUUGCUCGUUUGGUUGUGCUUCUGCAUAAUCCACUUGCUAGGGGUCAACUGGCCACCCAGAUCCUGACGGUUCUGUGCUACUUGGGUCCACUUUUCCCCAGAAACCUUUCUUUAUUUUGGCAAGAUGAGGUCCCUAAGAUGAAAGCUUACAUCAGUGAUCCUGAAGACCUAAAGCAAGAUAGCACAUACCAGGAAAAAUGGGAUGACAUGAUAAUAAAUUUUUUGGCAGAAUGUUUGGAUGUUGUGAAUGAUACUGAGUGGGUCAUUUCUUUGGGUGAUGCAUUUGCACGGCAGUAUGAUCUGUAUUCUAUAUCUGACGGACACGCUGCUUUGCUGCACAGAUGCUUGGGAAUGCUUCUUCAGAAGGUUGAUGAUAGGAUUUAUGUCAGCGAGAAGAUUGAUUGGAUGUGUAGACACUCAAGUAUGUCUAUUCCUAUUAAUCGCCUUGGACUUGCUCAAGGCAUCGGGCUGGUUGCGGCUUCUCAUUUAGAUACAGUGUUGGAGAAACUGAAGAACAUACUAGAUAGUGCAGAGCAAAGUGCUUUCCAGAGGUUCCUCUCAUUUUUCUCAUUCGGCCCAAAAGUGGAAGAUGUUGAUGACACAUAUGCAGCAUUGGCGUUGAUGUAUGGUUAUGCCGCAAGAUAUGCUCCAUCAACUGUUAUUGAAGCCAGAAUUAAUGCACUUGUGGGGAGUAAUAUGCUUGGAAGGUUGCUUCAUGUUCAGCAUCCUACUGCAAAGCAAGCUGUGAUUACUGCAAUCGACCUUUUAGGUCGAGCUGUUAUUAGUGCUGCUGAAAUGGGAAUCUCAUUCCCACUGAAACGAAGAGAUCAGUUACUGGAGUACGUUUUAACUCUAAUGGGUAGGGAUCAAAGUAAUGAUCUCACUGAUUUCAACACUGAGCUUUUGCACACACAGAGCCUUGCUUUAAGUGCCUGUACUACUCUUGUCUCGCUAGAACCAAGAUUGCCAAUGGAAACAAGAAACCGUGUCAUGAAGGCAACAUUAGGUUUUUUUGCUUUGCCAACAGAGCCCUCAAGCAUUGUUGAGAGUCUCGUAACAAACCUAAUUAUUCUGUUAGGUGCCAUCCUGCUUACAAGUGGUGAAGAUGGUCGAAGUCGAGCAGAGCAGUUGCUGCAUAUUCUUAGGCAGCUUGAUCCAUAUGUAUCAUCAUCUCUGGAACACCAAAGAAGAAGAGGAUGUGUUGCUGUACAGGAGGUGUUAAUAAAGUUUCGCAAUCUUUGUUCUGGUGGAUUCGGUGCAUUGGGCUCCUAUCCAACUUUCACAAUGAAUAAACAAAUCGAUCGAGGGACUAGGAGCUUGUCAAGUUUGCCAUCUGCAUUUGUGUUGCCUAGUCGAGAUUCUUUAAGCUUGGGAGAGAGGACAAUGGCAUACCUUCCUCGUUGUGCUGAUACAGACACGGAAGUUAGGAAAGUUGCAAUUCAGAUCAUUGCACUUUUCUUCGACAUUUCAUUGUCACUUCCAAAGCAGAAGGCAUAUCCUAAUGAUAUUGAUCUGGAAUCCUCGUAUAGUGCUUUGUCCUCCCUUGAGGAGUUAGUCUCUAUUGUCAGAAGGGAGGCAUCUGUUGAUCAAACUGAACUAUUUCAGAGGGUUGUAUCCUCAGUGUGUAUUCUAUUAUCAAAGGAUGAGCUGGUCGUCUUGCUACACUCUUGUACGUUGGCAACAUGUGAUAAGAUAAAACAGUCAGCAGAUGCUUCAAUUCAAGCUAUUAUCAUGUUUAUUAUCAGAAGAGGCAAGGAGCUACGUGAAGCUGAUGUCUCGAGGACAACUCAAUCUUUGCUCUCAUCUGCUAUUUCUCUUACUGACACACACUCACGCCAAGAGGUUCUGAAUGCUAUAUCAUGCCUAGCAGAAAACACCAAUCACGUUGUGGUCUUUGAUGAGGUUCUAUCUGUGGCUGGAAAAGAUAUCUGUACAAAAGACAUACCAAGGAUUCGUGGAGGCUGGGCCAUACAGGAUGUUUUUUAUGCAUUUUCCCAGCACAAGGAGCUUGCACUUCUAUUCCUGGAGUACACUUUAUCUAUACUUCACAAAGAACCUGUCAUAAUAAACAGUUCUGAGAAGGGGGAGAGUACCUCUGAGUCAUUGGCUGAUGACUGUAUUCUACAGGCAACUAUGUUUGCUCUCAAUGCAUUUAUGAGAGGUGGUGGGAAGAUUGGGAAACAAGCAGUUGAGAAAAGUUACCCUUCUGUUCUUUCGGGCCUUAUACUGAAGCUCGGAAGUCUUAAUGGUGUUGCUGAAUUGGGCCGAAAUGAACUUCUACGAUCGUUGUUAAUUGCAUUUCAGUCAUUUUGCGAAUGUGUUGGUGAUGUAGAAAUGGGAAAGCUAUUAGCUCGAGAUGGGGAACAAACUGAGAAGGACAAAUGGAUCGAGCUUGUUCAGGAAAUCGCAUGCAGUUCCUCAGUAAAACGACCAAAAGAUGUUCUGCCAACUUGUGUUAUCUUGUGUAAUGCUCUCAACCGAAAUCAGAGGGCUGAAAGGGAGGCUGCUGCUGCUGCACUAUCAGAAUUUAUCCACCACAUUGAAAAAGAACCUACAUUGCUUGAACAAAUGGUUGAGGAAAUGUGUCAACAUGUUUCUGAUGAUUCACCAACUGUCAGGAGCCUCUGUUUGCGUGGACUUGUGCAGGCUCCUGAGAGCCACAUGCUUAAAUACAUCCAGCAAGUGUUAGGAGUAAUAUUAGCACUUCUUGAAGACCCCAACGAGUCUGUUCAAUUAACUGCUGUCCAAUGCUUGUUAAAUGUCCUUAAUUUGUCAGAACAAGAUGCUGUUGGUCCAAUCUUAAUAAAUCUCUUAGUAAGGCUGCGAAAUCUUCAGGUCUCAAUGAAUACGAAAAUGAGGUCCAAUGCGUUUGCAGCUUAUGGUGCUUUAAGUGCAUAUGGUGUUGGUUUGCAGCGCACUGCUUUUAUUGAGCAGAUACAUGCUACCCUUCCCCGUCUGAUCCUCCAUCUUCACGAUGAUGACCUAAGUGUUCGUCUUGCCUGUCGGAACACAUUCCAGCUCCUUGCGACAUUGAUGGAAGUAGAGGGCUUGUCUGUGCUCCUCAGCAAGCAGUAUUUUGCUUCUGAUCGCCGUUCUGACUAUGAGGACUUCAUUAGAGACUUAACAAGACAACUUUGUCGGUUGUCUCCCGCCAGAGUCGACAGCUACCUAGAAUCGGCUAUCCAGGCAUUCGAUGCACCUUGGCCAGUCAUAAGAGCAAACGCAGUUUGUUUGGUGAGUUGCAUGCUAUCCUUUUUGGAUGAUCAGCGAUUCAUUGCUCCUUAUUUCUCCCAGGUAUUUGCUACGUUGGUUGGUAGAAUGAGCCAAUCGCCAGACGCAAUUGUUCGAGCAUCAGCAUCGUCUGCGCUGGGCAUUCUGAUCAAGAGAUCUAACAUGCUGAGGUCACUGGUUUCACGAUAUGAUCGAGCAGAUUCAUCACGCAAUUCCCAGAGCGGUGAUUCUAACACCAAGACACCAUCAGAGUUUCAAGAACAGGCAGAAGGAAAUCCGAAUGAUGGCGCAAGUGGAGCGGCAAUAAAGGGGACUGAAGCCGAUCACUGAUGUAAAUUUACUCGUAUAUACGUAUAGUGUUCUAGCUAUGCAUGCUUGUGUAUAUGCUGUACUUCCCUCGCAAAUAGGAACAGGAGAGCAAAUUUAUGCUGCCAUGUCAAUAGAUCUUCAGUACACCUGUAAAGCAACCACUCACAGUUAGAUGAUUAUUUAUUGAAUCAAAUAUUAUUUAUAUAUUGAAUUGAAUUUUCUUCGA